This is a messenger RNA of Daldinia childiae, 1602 nucleotides long. RefSeq names its product putative transporter mfs2. The transcript has a single exon. Gene Ontology annotation, biological process: transmembrane transport. Bases 1 to 1602 code for a protein of 533 amino acids. Gene Ontology annotation, molecular function: transmembrane transporter activity. Lineage: Eukaryota; Fungi; Ascomycota; Sordariomycetes; Xylariales; Hypoxylaceae. The record is from RefSeq and is a predicted model, not a curated record.
AUGGACAGCGAACCAAAUGGUUAUGCCAAGAAACCGCAGGUUUCCAGGCCCUCGUGGUUUCAGAUCGUUCUUCAUCAAGAUACUAUUACGCCCGAGAUCCGCUCGCAUCGUUACGAAGGGCAGGGUACCGAUGAGAACCCGUUCGUUGUCUCGUUCUUCGAUGGAGACCCUCGCGAUCCCCAGCAGUUUUCGGCAUGGGUUCGGUGGACCCUCUGCGUGGCUACUGGCCUCGUCACCUUCGCAGUGUCUUUCAGUUCGAGCUCUUUCUCAAGCGUCGUCACCGAAACCAGGGAAGAGUUUGGCGGGAGCACCGAGCUGGGAACCCUGGGAGUCAGUCUUUUCGUCAUCGGCUUCAUUCUAGGUCCGUUCGUCUGGGCACCAACCUCGGAACUCGUCGGUCGUCAAUACAUUUUUCUGAUCACCAAUCUUGUACAUACGGCGUUUAAUAUUGGUACCUGCUUUGCGCAGAACCAAGCGACAUUGCUCACUCUGCGAUUCUUCUCGGGUGCAUUCGGUGCCGCUCCACUCACUAACGCCGGCGGUGUUAUUGCUGACUGCUUCCUACCCGCCGAACGUGGCCUAGCAUUGACUGUUUUCGCACUUGUUCCCUUUAUGGGUCCCGUUCUGGGGCCUAUCGUGGGUGGCUUCGUCGCCCAGAGCAUUGGUUGGAGGUGGGUGAUAGGCAUCAUCACAAUUCUUACCGGUGCUGGCUUGAUUGUGUGCACCCUAACACUCCCCGAGACAUAUGCGCCGAUAAUACUUCGAUACAGGGCCAAUAGGCUUUCCAAAGAGACCGGAAAGGUAUAUGUUUCGGCCAUGGAUAUGAGCAAGGGUGGCAAGGUCCUGAACACUUCAAUCCUCACGAUGAUCUCUCGUCCAUGGUUGCUACUCAUCUUCGAGCCUAUUAUCUUAUGUCUCUCCCUCUAUCAAGCGGUGGUGUUUGGAACUCUCUAUCUUACCUUUGCCGCGUUCCCGAUCGUCUAUGCGAAUACCCGACACUGGUCACAAGGUAUAAGUGGGCUUCCUUUUCUCGGCCUGCUGGUUGGCGCCGUCGUUGCUAUCCUAUACAUCCUUUGGGACAACCGGCGCUACAUCAGGAAGCUAGAAGCAAGCCCCGAUAGAUUUCUUCCACCUGAGUUCCGCCUUAUUGCCUGCAUGCCUGGUGCCGUCGCUGUCCCCGUCGGCCUCUUCUGGUUUGCUUGGACGAAUGGCCCAGAGAUCCAUUGGAUCGUCAGCAUAAUCGCCACGACCUUCUUCGGAUUUGGUAUUGCCGUCAUCAGCCUCGGAAUAUUCAACUACAUCGUAGAUGCGUACACGAUAUUUGCGGCGUCAGCAUUGGCAGGCGCGGUGGUCUUGCGAUCUCUUUUUGCGGCAGUGUUUCCACUCUUCACGCCAGUGAUGUACCAGAACUUGGGUAUUCACUGGGCCUCUUCGGUCCCUGCAUUCCUUUCUCUAGCACUUACGCCAUUCCCCUUCAUCUUCUUCCGGUACGGUGCAGUUAUCCGCAGCAAAUGCAGAUACGCCGCCCAAGCGGCCGACUAUCUAAAGCAGGCAAGGAAGCCCGCAGCUGAGAUGAGUAUCAUUCAAGAAUCUACACGUUAA